Symbiodinium pilosum is the source of this 531-nucleotide messenger RNA. The record is from the annotation of a GenBank genome assembly. Lineage: Eukaryota; Dinophyceae; Suessiales; Symbiodiniaceae.
AUGCCCGGAGUGCUCCAAAUGGCAUCAAUUCUGCGCCCAGAAGUGCCCGACUUCAGGGUGCCCCUGACUCCAAUCCUUUCAGUUGAGGUGGAGAAACCCAACCUCGAAGUGGCGGCUCUUCUUCCGCUGCUGCAGCGUUGUGACGUGGCGUUCUUCUCCAGUGACUUUAUGAGGGGCCGAGCCUCCGACUUACUUGGCGAGGAGGCUGCCACCGCAUCCGCCCCUGGUCAAAGCAACCAGAACUGGCGGGCGCACUUAGCCGUCAAGUGCUUGCAGGCCCUGGCAGCCAAGGCCAACUGCCGGCAAGCGCUGUGGAUCUGUCCCUGGGGAGCCUUUGGUGCGUUUGCGCUGGAGCUUCCUGACGGCGAGGUUUACUUUGAGAGGGCGCUUGUGGUCAAGGCCGUGGAUUCCUUGGGUGCUGGCGACACUUUUGUCGCCGCAAGCCUGUGCGCGCUGGGAAACGGUGCAGAUCCACAGCAGGCUUUGAGAUGCGCCUGUGCAGUUGCAGGGAAGAAAGUGCCAUGCGCCUAG